Molecule: messenger RNA, 909 nt
Organism: Penicillium atrosanguineum
Lineage: Eukaryota; Fungi; Ascomycota; Eurotiomycetes; Eurotiales; Aspergillaceae
Exons: 1
Coding region: 1-909 (302 amino acids)
Biological process (GO): proteolysis
Molecular function (GO): peptidase activity
Source: RefSeq, a predicted model, not a curated record
AUGUCCAAUAGAGAAGGAACCAUCCCCUUUGACAUUCCCAAUGUGCAACAGCAAUGUUUCACGUGGUACAGAGCGAUUGGCGACAUCAACAAGACACCACCGCUAAUCUUGAUACACGGAGGUCCGGGUACUGGCUCCGACUACCAUCUUCAUCUUGCGAAACCACUCGAAGCUGCAGGUAUAUCUUGCAUAUUCUACGACCAGGUUGGCUGCGGACGCUCGUCACUCAUCCGCGAGAGAGCCGAAGAUGAGAGUUUCUGGGGCUUCGAUUUGUUCUGUGCUGAGCUCGACAAUCUCGUCGACCACUUUGAGCUGCGCAGAGUCGGAUUCUCUAUCUACGGCCAUAGCUGGGGCGGCAUGCUAGCCAGUAUAUAUGCUGGACGAAAACCGCGUGGCCUUAGCAAACUAGUCAUCGCCAAUUCAAUUCCGAGCGCAGCUCUCUCCGCCAAAGAGAGUGAACGCUUAUUCCGGCUUCUACCCGUCGACGAUACUAUCAUACAGAUGGAUGCGGACGGAGAUUAUGAUAACCCGGUAUAUCGAGAGGCGGGUCUUCGUUUCAUGGAAAAGCAUUUUUGCAUACUCGAACCGUGGCCUGCAGCACUCACUGGCACCGGAGCAUCACGGGAAAACAGCACGAGAAUGUGGAAGGGGAACGGCAAGAAAGGUAUCUCCCUUAUCCGACAGUUAGGCUUUAUGCAUGACUAUGAUGCCAUCAAGACGGCAGGGGAUAUCGAAGUGCCCGUACUGCUCCUAACAGGUCGAUACGACAAGAAUAAUGAAGUGAUCAUGGGCCCUUGGUUCAAAUCCAUACCACGGGUCAAAUGGGCCGUGCUUGAGAAGUCGAGUCAUAUGCCAGCUUUUGAGGAGCCCGCUAGAUUUGCUGAGCUCUUAACGACUUUCCUGCUAUAG